AUGCCAGAUCCAUUCGGUUCAUUCUCUUGGAUCUGUUCUCACACGGUCUUACCGCAAUGUAAUCUCUUAUUCUCCCAAAUAUGGAACGCCGAUCCACCAUCACUCACCAACCUAUUCCCAGACUCUUCAGAGUUCUUCACUAAUUACAACGUAACGGGUGAGAGCGCAAGGGAAGAUCCGGUCGUUCAGGUCGCUCGUUCAGAUGCUGGUGUAGGUGUGGGGAGUAACUGUGAAAUCGCCAGAGUGGGACAUAGGGGAUCACCAGGUGAUAUAGCUCUCAUCGUCCUUUCCGCCCUAUCACUCCUCCUCGCCAUCUCACUAUCAGUCCACGCCUCGAAGCGAAAAGCUGCUGUGGGACAUAUCGAACUUCGUUUCUUCCUUUUCCUAUACGGGGUCCAUUCUGCCCUGCAGAUCAUAACGAUGUCAUCCUUGUUGGAACAAGGUUCAACAGCUCUCUCGAUACUUAGCAGUAUACAUGUCGCCUUGAUCGCUAGUUUGUUUUGGAUUUUGCUGGGGAAUGCUAUUAUAGCGACGCAGGUGGUCGAAGACGGUACAGCAGCUGCCAUAGCACCAUUAUCGAUCCUUGCUAUCUUAUUCUUCAUACCUACCUUAUACAUCUCGUUGGAUACUUCUCUAGGAUGGACCAACGUAUUUGAAAUUUCGGGUGACGACGUAACGUACUUGAAGAAUAUUGCCUUAUUCAUAUUGACCUUGUUAUGGCCUGCCAUUGCUGUGGUCAUUUAUACAGUCUUGAUGUUAUAUAUCACCUUGAAUACUUUGAGGGAAACCAAACCUGCUCUAUUAUACCUAGGCGCUUUCAUCCUCUUCGCAGUUGGGCAAGUAGUAUUCUUCCUAGUCUCUCAGCCAUUAUGUGAUGCGUCAAAUGGAAAAGUGAACAGUUCAUUCCUCUCUACCCUAAUGGAAGCAGGAUCAGUAGGGUUGAUAUACCUCGCUUGGAAGAGUAUAACGGAAGAUGAUUGGGGAGAAGAUGUUUAUGGAGCAUAUCACUAG
Molecule: messenger RNA, 1011 nt
Organism: Kwoniella botswanensis
Lineage: Eukaryota; Fungi; Basidiomycota; Tremellomycetes; Tremellales; Cryptococcaceae
Exons: 8
Coding region: 1-1011 (336 amino acids)
Biological process (GO): protein folding
Cellular component (GO): endoplasmic reticulum membrane
Source: RefSeq, a predicted model, not a curated record